AUGGGCAUGGCCCUAUACCGCAGGGCUGUGCUCGCCGCCUCUUUCCCCCGCCCCUCCGCCAUCCGCGCCACCGCCGCGCGUCUCGCUCCCACGGCUCGUGCCGGCAUCCUGGCGCUUGCGGGAAUAGGUGGAAGAGACAGACAGCUGUUAGCCUCCGCCCGCGGCGGAGACAGGGGCGCAGGAAUCGGCGCAAUAAGAAGGGUGUCCAUCGGCGCGGGGGGCGGCGCAGCGGACGCGCAGCUGCGGUUGGCGGAGGAGAGGGAUGGUGGCGCGAAAGUAGUGCGGGCUAGCGCGUCUGGUGGGGCGGAGGAGGGGAAGGAGGGGCGGGGCAAGGGGAGAGGGGGGAAGAAGAGCAAAUGGAGCUACGGCGCAGAGCACAUUCAGGUGCUGGAGGGGUUGGAGCCGGUGCGGAGGCGGCCAGGCAUGUACAUCGGCAGCACCGGGCCCCGAGGCCUGCACCACCUGGUGUACGAGGUGGUGGACAACGCCAUCGACGAGGCGCAGGCAGGCCAUGCCAGCACGGUGGACGUGCUGCUGGGGGCGGACGGGUCUGUGUGCGUCACUGACAACGGCCGCGGGAUUCCAACGGACAUCCAUCCAUCAACGGGCAAGUCAGCACUAGAGACCGUGCUCACAGUGCUGCAUGCGGGCGGCAAGUUCGGGGGCGACUCAAGCGGUUACCGCGUGUCGGGAGGGCUGCAUGGCGUGGGCGUGUCGGUCGUCAACGCUCUCUCCCAGGUGCCAUCAGUCAGGUGCCUCUCUCAGGUGCCUCUCAUGCACAUGUGCGUUGGUCCUCCUAUCCAUUUCCGGCGCGCAUGCGCGAAGCACAUCUCUCUAAGCUUGGCCGCAGACGCACUGCACACCCACCACCUCUCCUUCCCUCCCCGUUCCCCUGCUCCGCCCACCCCCACACCAACCCCCAUGUCCCCCCCGAAGUGGCUGGAAGCACGGGUGUGGCGGGACGGGCAGCAGUAUGCGCAGCGGUUUGAGAGGGGCGUGCCCGUGGGGGGGAUGAGGGUGGAGGAGGAGGGGGGUGCAGGGGCACACGAGGGGGACGCGCAGCGCACAGGCACGCAAAUACACUUCCUGCCCGACCCCGCAGUGUUCACCACCACCACGGCGCUGGACUUCACCACCAUCGCUGCGCGCCUCAGAGAGCUCGCCUUCCUCAACCCCCAGGUGGUGAUUCACCUGAAGGAGGAGGCGGGGCGAUCAGCGGACUUCCACUUUGCGGGCGGGCUGCUGGAGUUCGUGCGCUGGCUCAACAGCGAGAAGGUGCGCUGGCUCAACAGCGAGAAGGUGGGCAUGCACACGGCAGUUCGUGAGCUAGUGUGCAUGGAGUGUGAGUGGACAUGGGGCGGGCGAGGCGAGCCCACGACUGUCCUUGGCUGCCUCAACUGGCUGAACAAGCUGAGCCAGCCGGCACUCAACACCCACCCCUUCCCCGCCAUGCAUGCAUGUCCGCGCAUACCUGAACUGCAGACGCCCAUGCACGAGGCGCAGUGUGUGGAGGAGGAGAGGGACGGGGUGGGGGUGGCAGUCGCAUGGCAGUGGAGCGGUGACGCGUACAGCGAUGCAGUGGUGGGGUAUGCCAACAGCAUCCGCACCUCCGAUGGCGGCACUCACAUCGACGGCGCCAAGGCUGCCUUCACCCGCACCCUCAACGCUGCUGCGCGCAAGCACAGGCUGCUCAAGGAGAAGGAGGAGAACCUGGCAGGCGAGCACUUAAGAGAGGGGCUCACGUGUGUGGUGGCCGUCAAAGUGGCCAACCCCGAGUUCGAAGGGCAGACCAAGACGCGGCUGGGCAAUCCAGGAGUGCGUAAGGUGGUGGACGGGGUGGUGAGCGACGCCCUGGCAGCGUUCCUGGACGCCAACCCCGCAGCGUGUGAGGCCAUCCUCUCCAAGGCACUCGACGCCUAUAAGGCUGCCGAAGCAGCGAAGAAGGCUCGGGAGUUGGUUCGGCGGAAGAGUGUGUUGAAGUCGGCCAUGCUGCCGGGCAAGCUGGCGGACUGCUCGUGUGACGACCCCGCCAAGUCAGAGGUGUUCAUCGUGGAGGGGGACUCCGCCGGUGGCAGCACCAAGCAGGGCCGUGACAGACGCCUUCAGGCGGUGCUGCCCCUGCGUGGCAAGAUCCUGAACGUGGAGCGCAAGGAUGAUGCCGCCAUUUACAAGAACCAGGAGCUGCAGAACCUCAUCCUCGGCCUCGGGCUCGGCCUCCGGGGCGAGGAGUUUGAUCACAAGGCACUGCGCUACCAUCGCAUCAUUCUGCUCACUGAUGCCGAUGUCGACGGCGCUCACAUCCGCACGCUGCUCCUCACCUUCCUCUUCCGCUACCAGAGAGCGCUGUUUGAGAACGGCCAUGUCUAUGUUGGCGUUCCCCCGCUUUACAAGGUGGAGGUGGGGCGCCAGGCGCCAGUGUACUGCUACAGCGAGGCGGAGCUGCAGGCGCACCUGCGCUCGCUGCCCGCCUCCGCGUCCCCCACCAUCCAGCGCUUCAAAGGCCUGGGCGAGAUGAUGCCGGCACAGCUGUGGGAGACGACACUGGACCCCAGCCAGAGGCGGCUGAAGCUCAUUACUGUGGAGGAGGCGGCGCAGGCCAGUGUCACCCUCUCCGUGCUCAUGGGGGAUAAGGUGGGGCCGCGUAAAGAGUUGAUUCAGACUGUGGGAAGCAGGAUGGCAGCAGCUGGCAUGCUCGACAUCUAG
Closterium sp. NIES-65 is the source of this 2703-nucleotide messenger RNA. The record is from the annotation of a GenBank genome assembly. NCBI's taxonomy places the organism in Eukaryota, Viridiplantae, Streptophyta, Zygnematophyceae, Desmidiales, Closteriaceae.